Sinocyclocheilus grahami is the source of this 1547-nucleotide messenger RNA. Its product is annotated as queuine tRNA-ribosyltransferase subunit qtrtd1-like. Bases 271 to 1518 code for a protein of 415 amino acids. Lineage: Eukaryota; Metazoa; Chordata; Actinopteri; Cypriniformes; Cyprinidae. The transcript is spliced from 9 exons. The record is from RefSeq and is a predicted model, not a curated record.
ACCUUAUGACGUCGUAAAUGUGAGACCCGAGUCAAAGCGCUACGAACUAUUUCUGCGACCUGAAGUUACCACACGUCCUGCUUUCUGAGGCAGCUAACAUUGAGAAGAUUUCUGAUCGAAUAUGGCUUUUUUUUUUUUUCACUGCAAGUUUUCGCGGCGUACUGUGCUCGUUGUGUAGUAAACUCUGCUUUCCGUUAUAAAGUGACGAGCUGUCAUUUCCUCUAGAUCUGAGAAACAUUCACAUUAGGAGGCUACAGCUCCACAAGUGGGAUGAAACUGGAACUGUCUCGAGUGGUACAGGGAUGUCGCCUGGGACUUUUGACUGGACUGGGGAAAUCAGGGCAGCAUUCACUGGAGGUGCCCGGCUGUCUCCUGUACACUCGCUGCGCAACUGUUCCUCAUCUGACCCAGGACACUUUACACACUUUGAGAGACCUGCCAUCAGUCACUCAGGUGUCAGUGGAUAGCCUUGCAGAGCAUCAUGAGGUUCUUAAGGAAUUCAAAGAGGGUGUCAGAAAGUUUUCAGGUCUUCAUGAUACUGUGCUUUUCUGCUCUCUGCAUGAUUCUGCGAACUCCAGCCCCGCCGGUCACGUCACCAACAAGACAGUGUCGGUGUGGGGCAGUGGUGGAAGGAUAGAGCUGACAGUGGCUCGGUUCAUAGCGAUUCAGGCAGCUAUCCAGCCGGACUGCUAUCAGAGCAUGGCAGACGGAGAGACCUGGCAGGCUGGUACCUCUCGCAAGAGAGUCCGUAAAGCAGUGGACAGGACUCUGGCCCAUCUGGAUGAAUGUCUGGCGUUGCACCAGAAAACUCAGGAAUUAAAAAAGGCAGAGAUAUUUGGAGUUGUGGAGGGUGGAGACAUUUUGGAGGAGAGGCUCCGGUCAGCACGGGAGACUGCCAAGCGUCCUGUGGGCGGAUUUGUCCUGGAUGGAUUUCAUUCUGCUGCCAUGGACCAGGAUGUGAGGGUUCAGUUGAUUAAAGCGACAUCUGCAGAGCUUCCCCAAGAAAAACCCAGGUUGGUGCUGGGGGUUGGCCGUCCUGAUGAGGUCAUCAGCUGUGUUGAAGCAGGAGUCGACCUGUUUGAGAGCUUCUUCCCCUUCCAGGUGACGGAGCGAGGCUGUGCGCUCUCCUUUAACUACACCAUUGAUCCCGACCCUGAGACGGCAGGUACAUCAACCCCUACAGUGUUGGAAUUCAAUGGAGAGAGACCUGCUGUCAAGAAGCUAAACUCAAAUGGAGAUGAAAAUAUGACUCCUUACGAAAUGAACCUCAAAGAUAAAUGGUAUCAAGAUGAUUUCCGCCCACUUGUGGAGGGCUGCAGCUGCUACUGCUGUAAAAAGCAUAUGAGAGCAUAUGUUCAUCAUUUACUGGUGACCAACGAGCUGCUCGGCGGUGUUUUACUCAUGCUACACAACAUGGCGCAUUACCUUGGCUUCUUCAAAGCGCUCCGGGAGGCAAUAACCAGCGACCGUCUGCAGGACUUUAAAAAUAGAGUCCUCCAUUGCAGAGAAGUUGAUUGAAAUGAUUGAAGGACUUGAGGAAAAAAGAA